Molecule: messenger RNA, 1847 nt
Organism: Plectropomus leopardus (leopard coralgrouper)
Lineage: Eukaryota; Metazoa; Chordata; Actinopteri; Perciformes; Serranidae
Gene: alg1
Product: ALG1 chitobiosyldiphosphodolichol beta-mannosyltransferase
Cellular component (GO): endoplasmic reticulum
Molecular function (GO): mannosyltransferase activity
Source: RefSeq, a predicted model, not a curated record
ACAUGGCGACGCGCUGCACCUGCACGGCUUUUCUGGCAUUUUUUGUGUUAAUUGCGGCGGUUUUAAUCGCGCUUUAUGCCGCAGGUUCAGAUAUAACGUGGCCGGCAGUGUCUCUGACUGUUAUUACCGUCCUGGUGUCGCUGUGGUUGCGGCGGCGGGACGGCGGGACUGACCGGCGGGUGUGUGUGCUGGUGUUGGGGGAUAUCGGUCGCAGCCCUCGGAUGCAGUAUCACGCCUUGUCCCUCAGCAAACACGGAUAUAAUGUUACUUUUGUCGGGUUUUUAGAUACCAAACCUCAUAAAGACGUGCUGAGAGAGGAGAAAAUAAGGAUAGUGCCUAUAGCAGAGGUCAAAGGUGUUCGAGUGGGACCAAAAAUCCUCACAUAUGUGACGAAGGUGAUUCUUCAGUGUCUGCAGCUUCUUUAUGUGCUGCUGAACAUGGAGACACAGUCUCAUAUACUGAUGCAGAAUCCCCCGGGCCUGCCCAGCAUCGCAGUGGCUUGGCUCGCGUGCGUCCUGCGUGGCAGCAGAUUCGUCAUCGACUGGCACAACUACGGCUACACCAUCAUGGCCCUGAGCCACGGCCCGACACACCCGGUGGUCCGCCUGGCAAAGUGGUAUGAGCACUCCUUCGGCCCUCUGGCUACUCACAACCUGUGUGUUACUAACGCGAUGAAGGACGACUUACAGAAAAACUGGGGCAUCAAGGCGACGACUCUGUACGACAGACCAGCCUCCAUCUUCAGAGAGACUCCACUGAAGCUGCAGCACGAGCUCUUCGUGAGACUGGCUAACACUUACCCUGAGUUCCAGAGCAAAGGGUCUGACCAGGUGGAGAGGACUGUUUUUACAGACUGUGACCUCACUGGUGACACAGUGACCUUGAGGGCGGAGCGACCUGCGCUGCUGCUCAGCAGCACCAGCUGGACAGAGGACGAAGACUUCUCCAUCCUGCUGAAGGCUCUUGAGGAGUAUGAAGGUUUCAUUAAAGGGGGAGCUUCAUUACCACCGUUAGUCUGUGUGAUCACAGGUAAAGGUCCUCAGAAGGAACACUACAGGAAGCUGAUUGACACUCUGCAUUUAGAGCACGUGAAGAUCUGCACUCCCUGGCUGGAGGCAGAAGACUAUCCUGUCUUAUUAGGUUCGGCAGACCUGGGUGUGUGCCUCCACAAGUCGUCCAGCGGUCUGGAUCUCCCCAUGAAGGUGGUGGACAUGUUCGGCUGCUGCCUGCCCGUCUGUGCCAUCCACUUCAACUGUUUACAUGAGCUGGUGAAGCACGAGGAGAACGGACUGAUCUUCAGAGGCUCUCAGGAGCUCGCAGAGCAGCUUAAGUCUCUCCUGUCAGAGUUUCCCAGUUCAGAGGGCAGACUGGGAGCGUUCAGGAGGAACCUCCGCACCAGCAGAGGGCAGCGCUGGGACGACAACUGGGACCAGAACGUCCUACCUCUGAUCUCUGCUCCCUGAUGAGGGAGGGGAGGGGACUUUAAUGAUUUAAAGUUUAGGACAAACCAACAGAAAAAGACACAGCAGGACAUGUUAGAUUCACUGGGAUGGAAGACAGUAGAUGAAGGUAGAUUCUUUCAGUGCACACAGGAUGUUAAUGAUGGUGUGUGGAUUAUCCAUAGAGUGAAACAUUCGGGAAAUCCUUUUUUCACACCGUUAAUUUGAGUCCAUUCAACUUUUUUAAAAAAUGACAUGCAGCAGUAACAUACAGGUGAGAUUAACUCCCACCUGUAAAAAAAAAAAACUUUCCAUUCCAGUAGAUUUUUUUCCUACUUUGGAGCACUUGACUGUAUAAAGGACACUUUGAUACGAUGUAUAUUUGUAAAUAAAAUCUUUAUUGUGCUA